This is a messenger RNA of Bicyclus anynana (squinting bush brown), 2139 nucleotides long. Its product is annotated as glucose transporter GlcP-like. The transcript has 3 exons. Lineage: Eukaryota; Metazoa; Arthropoda; Insecta; Lepidoptera; Nymphalidae. The coding region runs from base 1 to 1491 and encodes 496 amino acids. Gene Ontology annotation, molecular function: transmembrane transporter activity. Gene Ontology annotation, cellular component: membrane. The record is from RefSeq and is a predicted model, not a curated record. Gene Ontology annotation, biological process: transmembrane transport.
AUGCUAACUCCGCUCACAUCUGCUUCUGCCUUCGCGCUCUAUCAGGCGAUGCUUCUGCGUUCGCCCAGAACCCCCGGUGACUCCGCUAAGGUGUUCGUCCUUGGCAGCUUAAACCUUAUCUCUCUCUCCAAUGGCAUCAUAUUCGGACAAGCAGCCUGCGUCAUCAGCUCGCUCCAGAAGAAUGAAGAGGGCAUACAGCUUACUGAGGGACAAAUCUCUCUGAUAGCUUCAUUGCUGAUCAUCACAAAUGUUCUCGGUUUUGGCCUCGGCGCAUUCAUCGCUGACAAGUUCGGCAGAAGAUGGUCCUUCAGUAUCUCCUCUAUACUCGUUGUCAUCAACUGGAUAGUGUUGUACAGAGCAAAAGACUUCUACGAAUUCGUAUUAUCAAGAAUUAUCGGAGGUAUAGCCGUGGGAGCAUUAUGGAAACUGGUUAUAUUUGUGACAGCUGAAUACACUUCUUCUAAAACAAGAGCUUUCUUUUUAAAUAUGGUGACAACGGUAUCUCCUGCUAUAGGAACUGCGUUAAUCCACGUAAUAGGCAAUAUCUUGCAUUGGAGAACUGUGACCUUGAUUUCGAUUAUACCAUCUGUGAUUGGAGCAGUUAUUCCUUACUUCUGGGUCGAGAGCCCUCACUGGUUGGCUUCUAGAAGGAAGUUCGAAGAAUGCCAAACCGCUUUUAGAAAACUACACGGCAAUACUACAAAUUCGGAGAGAGAAUUGCUUUUGCUCCUCAAAAUGGAGACUGCGAAGUUUAAUAAUGCAAUUGAGACGAAUUCUGAGCCGACUUUUAAAAGGUUGUUGAUAGCUUUCAAGAGAAAAUACUUCUGGGAACUUCUGUUGAUGAGUAUGUUUAUGCACGCUUACAUAGCAGCGGGUAGUAAGUUAGUUUUUACGUCAUUAGCUAUGGUUAUGUUGAAAGACAUAACAGGUACCUCUGAUGUCUUGUUGUUUACGUUACUGGUGGACAGUUUCAUGAUUAUCGGGUCCUGUAUAUCAUUAUUCAUCAGGAAAACUUCUGUGCGUACCCUCUUGUUUUCUACCGGCUUUGCUGCCAAUGUUGUCAUCGUUAUAUUCAGUUUCUGUUUCUAUUUCAGAAACGGGCAGACUUAUUUCAACUGGAUCAACGUAUGCUUGUUGGCAAUGUUUUUUAUACUUGUCAACUCUGGUCCGUAUCCUCUUUUAGACGCCAUUUUUAGUGAAAUGUUCCCAUUGGAGUUGAAAUUGUAUAUAUUCUCUAUAUCCGGUGUUGUACUUGUAGUGCUUUUAAGUUUGACAAUCUUUUUGUUUCCAUAUAUUGUGAAUGCUAUAGGCUACCAUGGUUUGUUUUUGAUGAAUGCUGGUAUUAUGACUAUCAGUUUAGGUUACAUGUGGGUGAAAUGGCCGGAAACUAAAGGACGUACGUUACAGGAGAUAGAAGUAUAUUUCAAAGCAAACAACUUUGACGUAGAAGAAGUGUUGAGUAAAGAGCAAACUAUGAAUUUAAUUAUUUAAUGUUGUAUGGAUCACAAUGUUAUUCGGUAAUUAAUUAAACAAAUAAAAAAACCCGACUGCAUAAAGUAUAAAAAACUGAAAAGAACAAAAACAAGCUCAGUCCAGAAGUGUAGAAAGCAAUUAGAAAACAGUCGGGACCUUAGGUAUUGGAUAGAAUGAUUUUCUUCUACAGUAUUUAAUAGGUCCCGACUGUUUUGCAAUUGCUUUCUACACUUCUGGACUGAGCUUGUUUUUGUUCUUUUCAGUUUUUUUAUACUUUAUGCAGUCGGGUUUUUUUAUUUGUGUAAUUAAUUUAUUUAUUUCACACAUUUUAGUUACGAUAGAUGGUUAAUUUCGGAUUUACUUAUUACGUUUAUUACAAAGUACCUACGAAAAUUUAUACGUCCAACCGAGGUUAAGCAAAUAUUCAAAAAAAUCUACGGAACGCUCGGUGGGCGAAUCCGACUCGCACUUAGCGAUUUUUAUAAUCAAUAUAUUUUAUUUAGUCUAUUUUAUAACUUCACUUCACAAACCUGCUCGCACCUACAGUCAUCCGCCUCGCGUAUUUUGUAUUUUUUUAAUUGUAGUUUUUUUAAACAUGGACAUGAUAUACUAUUUAAGAAUCCUCACAAAAAGCUCUUGAAUUUGAUACCCAUAUUGCAAUAUUAG